CUCAAGGAGCAGCUGGAGGAGAGGACACGCAUCCUGCAGAUGGACAUCAAGACUCAGCAACAGGAGCUGCAUGACAUCAAGGAGAAGCUUCAGCUAGCUAACCUCCAGAUGUUGUUACAGCAACCCAUCCACGGUGACUUUGGCCAGGUCCAACAGCAGCAGCCUCAGCAGCAGGGUCCAGGGAGGCCGGUCCAGCAGCAUCAGCCCCAAUCUAGGGUGAUCAGGCAGGCCUCGGCCCACUCCAAACAGCCUCUCCAUGGAGCCCACGACUUGUCCCCUCACUCUCUCCUCAGAGAGCACAGCACACCCUCCCCUCAGGUACCCCAGCUCUCCCUCU
Messenger RNA from Salvelinus sp. IW2-2015, 337 nucleotides. The record is from RefSeq and is a predicted model, not a curated record. NCBI's taxonomy places the organism in Eukaryota, Metazoa, Chordata, Actinopteri, Salmoniformes, Salmonidae.